Molecule: messenger RNA, 545 nt
Organism: Chelonia mydas (Green sea turtle)
Lineage: Eukaryota; Metazoa; Chordata; Testudines; Cheloniidae
Product: interferon tau-like
Exons: 1
Coding region: 45-545 (166 amino acids)
Biological process (GO): cytokine-mediated signaling pathway; response to exogenous dsRNA; B cell differentiation
Cellular component (GO): extracellular region
Molecular function (GO): type I interferon receptor binding; cytokine activity
Source: RefSeq, a predicted model, not a curated record
UCAUACUGCUCUUCUCCACUGAAAUCUCAUCUCGGCUCUGUACCAUGCUUCACUUCCAGCAGAACAAAGUGAACAAAGAGAGCUUAGAGCUUCUGCAGAAAAGGAGCGGAAAUUUCCCCUCACAAUGCAUAAAUGAAAGGGCAGCUUUCAAGCCCACCCAGGAUAUUGUCCAACUUUCAGUGGCCCAGAAGGAGAAUGCCAAGGUGGUAAUUCAAGAGAUCCUCCAAGAGAUCUUCAACAUCUUUAGCAAAAACCUCACCCAAAGUGCCUGGGAUGCCACUUCCAUAGUCAGGUUCCAAAAUGGCCUUUACCAGCAAAUUCAGCGGCUGGAGGCAUGUUUGAGAGCACAGAUGGAGAAGGAAUUAACCAACUCGGAAAGUCAGGACCUCCAGAUCACCAGUCGGAGUGUGAAACAAUACUUUCAGGGGAUAGAUGCUUUCCUGAAAGAAAAGCAAUACAGCCUGUGUGCCUGGGAGAUCAUUCACAUGGAAAUACCCAGAUGUUUUGUACUGAUUGACAAACUCACUCGACGGCUCAGUAACUAA